Calidris pugnax (ruff) is the source of this 4550-nucleotide messenger RNA. RefSeq names its product leucine-rich repeat, immunoglobulin-like and transmembrane domains 1 (gene LRIT1). NCBI's taxonomy places the organism in Eukaryota, Metazoa, Chordata, Aves, Charadriiformes, Scolopacidae. The transcript is spliced from 3 exons. Gene Ontology annotation, molecular function: protein binding. Bases 69 to 1559 code for a protein of 496 amino acids. The record is from RefSeq and is a predicted model, not a curated record. Gene Ontology annotation, cellular component: endoplasmic reticulum membrane.
GUCGCUUGCAGGAGCUGAGGCUGGAUGGGAACGACUUAAUAUCAUUCCCCUGGGAAACCCUGGCUGACAUGCCACAGCUAAGGCUUCUGGAUUUACACAACAACGAACUUACCUCAAUCCCUCCGGAUGCUGCUCGUUAUGUCAAGAAUAUCACAUACCUGGAUCUGUCUAGCAAUAAACUGAUGACUCUUCCUCAGGCUCUUAUUGCCACCUGGGCCAACCUCCAGGCCGUCCCUUACUUCCCCAACGAUAACUCCAAGAUCAUCCUAGGCUUGCAAGACAAUCCUUGGGUAUGUGACUGCAGUCUGUAUGAAAUGGUCCAUUUCCUAAAUUUCCAGUCUCCUAACAUAGCAUUCAUUGAGCCCAGGCUGAAGUGCUUCACCCCCCGGAGCCUUGCAGGAGUCUUCUUCAGCCAAGUUGAGCUAAGGAAGUGUCAAAGCCCUGUUGUACAUACAUCCGUGGCCAAAGUGAAGACCAUCCUGGGCAGCACUGUGCUACUGCGAUGUGGGACAACCGGGGUGCCCAUUCCUGAGCUCAGCUGGAGAAGAGCUGAUGGUGCUCAGCUGAACGGCACAGUUCACCAAGAGAUUUCCAGUGAUGGGAUGAGCUGGUCUAUUCUGGGCCUGCCUGUAGUCUCUUAUCUUGACUCUGGAGAGUACAUCUGUAAGGCAAAGAAUUUUCUGGGGGCAACAGAGGCGUUCAUAUCUCUCAUCAUCACGGACUCAGAAAGCACAGAUGACCCCAACACUAACGCCAAAGGCACAUGGAGCGGGAAGGCGAGUGGGAUGGAGGCAGCUGCCUACAAUGACAAGCUAGUGGCAAGGUACGUUAUCACCACCUCCACCAUGCCUACCCUGGGGGCUGGAGUGGGCACUGGAGAGGGCCUCCUCCCAGAUGUGGCCCAAGAUAGCAACCCCGGAAACCUGCUGGUGAGCCCUCCUACUGGUCAGCAGGAGCCAGAGCGAAUUGUGAGGUCCGUCAGGGUGAUAGGAGACAGCGAUCAGAGUAUCACCUUGGCCUGGAAGGCACCUCUGGCAAAGAACACGACAGUGUUCAGUGUCCUCUACGCCAUCUUUGGAGAGAGAGACAUGCGGCGGAUCAACGUGGAGCCAGGGAAGACCAAGGUCACCAUUUAUGGGCUGCUGCCAAAGACCAAAUACAUUGUGUGUGUCUGUGUGAAAGGGCUGAUCCCCAGGAAGGAGCAAUGCAUCAUAUUUUCUACUGAUGAAGUUGCCAGUGCGGGAGGCACCCAGAAGCUCAUCAAUGUGGUUGUCAUCAGCGUGGCCUGUGUCAUUGCUGUUCCUCUCACACUGGUGGUCUGCUGUGGAGCGCUGAAAAGGCGCUGCAAAAAAUGCUUUGUGAGGAAACCCAAGGAAAUUCAGGAGUCCUAUGUCACCUUUGAAAGCCUGUCUCCUGGGGCCAAGGCGAAAGGUGUGGAAGGGGAAUACUUGACUAGACAUACCCCUGAUGAGUCAAACAGGCUGCUGUCUGCCCGAUCCAGCGUGGACUCAGAAGCAAUACCAAAGAUAGAGGGCCAACCUAACGAAUACUUUUGCUGAUAGUAACCGGCUGAUGGUCAGCUCGUGAGGUGGAAAGCACAUGGCUGUAUGUACAACUCUCUGCUCCAGCCCUGCAGGCCCCCCUGUCAGUGCUGCUGUCUCCUACAUGUUCUGGAGAAGGAUGCAAGAGUGUAAAUGGUGCCCAGACUUUACAGAAACAUGUGCUAAUCCCACAUGGGGUUUGCUGUUUUGUACCAGUCAAAAGCUUCUAUGAUAUUUGCCUCAUUCUCAUGGACCACUUUUAUUUUCGUAAAAUGAAGCAUACACACUGAGUGUGAGGACAUUAAGCAACAUUCCUGAGUGCGCUCUGCUUGGUGUUAUUUAGUAUCUGCUCUGCAAUAUGCUAAGUAUUUCAUUCUCAGCUCUUUUGAUGUUCUUUUGGUUGACAAACAGGGGAGCGUUUAGUAAUUUUAAUAUAAAUAGCUAUAAAGGUGAAGAUUGAAAGUCUCACCUCUCACAUCUCCCAUGUUUGCAUGAAACAUGCAGCUUGAUACUUAAUAGAUCACUAAAAGUUGAUGUACAGCAAACCUUUCUAGUAUGUCCAACAUAACAAGAGCUCUCUGCUCUGAAUUCAGAGAAAUGUGCAAAGGAGAUAGAAAUCAAGAGACAAACCCCAAUCCACUCCUAAAAAUACAUAAUAGAGAGCAUUUUGUGAUUGCAUUUUGCCCCUGAACACUAUUCUUAAGAUUUUCUUAAAACAACAGUACCAAGCAGAUCUUUCAGUAUCAGGCCUAGCUGACAUUUUCUAGCUGUAUUGUAAUUAGUAGAGUAUGUUGUAGAUCAGCUGUGCUAGUUAAAAAUCAUAUAAUAUCCCACUCUGCAAAUCGUGUGUGGUGUUGUAGUGCUUUGUAACCAUACUGAAAAGCCCACAUUAGACAGUUCUGCAAAAAUCUCUCAGACCAGCCCUGUCAUUGCUGCCGGCUCUCCUGACAGAACUGGUGGUGAAGACCAGAGGGCUGAACCACACACUUGCUGUUUGGUCAUGAAAAUGCCUUGCUCCAUGCAGAGCAGGGGUAUGUGAUACGGUGGUAGACCCCUGGCCAGGCACACAUCAGCCAUACCACGGCAUCAGUGGCAGCAGAGGCUCAGUGUGGACUUUCAGGUUUCAAACAUUUACAAGUUUAAGAACCCUGAAAAACCCCUAAUAUUCAUCUAAAUGUACUUUCAUAUCCAGGGUGAGCUAAUCAAGUAUUUAAGUCCUGCAGCUCCACUGGAAUUUGGAUCUGAGUGCUUAUCACAAGGCAAUUCCCAGCUGUAUAAUUUUCCACUCCAGUCCCUCAUGUAGUAAUGCUGUAUAUAGUGUUUUUCGCUUUGUAAUAAAUACUCUUCAUGAAGAAAAUUAUAUAUGUUCUGCCAAAUGUUGAAUGGGAGGGUUCCAGCCAAGUUGAAAUGAUAACUGAUAAACCUUGCUGAAUUGUUUUGAAACGUGUAUUUCUAAAUGUAUUGGAAGGAUCUCUACUCACAUUCUGGCAUGUACAUACAGCGUGGGUUAGCAAAAUUCUCUGGUUGGAAUGGAAACCUGUAUGGAUUUUGCAAGUCUUCCUUGUACAGAAAGUUUCAGUUAUGUCAGAUUACUUGGCCUGAUGGAAAAAACAAGUCAUUUGAUCUCAACAUAAAUAAUAGCAACUGGGUAUACAUGACAAUAGUUUCUGAUAGGACUCCCUGUAUUCCUUACAUUAAUGAGAAAGAGUAUUGGGAGAAUUUGUCAAUCCUUGUAUAAAAGAAUGCAUGCUACUUCUAUCACUGGACUGCAUAGAUUUUUAGGUUUACAAAUAACAUUUUGCAAAAUUAUGUAUUUUAAUACAAAGAAUUAAUUGAUGAAAUAUGUAGUAUGUAAUAGAACUAUUACUUAUUUAUACAGUUGCAUUUCCCAGGAUGAUUUUUAGAGUCUCUCUCCAAGGUAGAACAAAACCAGUCUUCCAAUAUGGGAUGAAUUACAGGGAUUGCUGUAUUAUUGAGCCUGAUUCCUUCCAACAUCUGCAGCAGUAUCACUGCGCUGUGCAGAAAUGACAUGGCCCUGGAUGGAUAAGCUAGCCCUGAAGAAUCAAGGCUCUUCUGCAGUGAACAGAGUGGACCAACUGCCCAAGGACUUUCCCGUAAGUCUGGUUUUCAGGAGCUGACUGGGAAGGGGAAGUAUUUACCCUCUGGCUGCCUGGAGGCAUGAGCUGGGUACUUGGUCACAUCCAGCCCUGGUGAGGAGCAGCUCUCACCUGCUCCAUCGGUGCGUGCUCUGCCCCAUGGGCUGUGAGUUGGCAAUGGAAAAGGCAGUGGCUGGGCCUGUGCUGUUGCUCUGUGCUUGUGGGGAGGGUAGGAUGGAGAGGCCACACUGUGACAUUCACUGUGGAUGUGUUGAGUUUUAUGGACUCUACUGGGUAUUUUUUGCACUUUGAAUAAAUAGGGAUCCCAAGUAGAAGAAACAUGAUUUUUCUUUUCUGUUUCCUAUGGUUGUUCUCACUGUCUCGUAGGUGAGACAUCACCAUUUAGUGUCUCAACAGCUGCUGCUCCAAAACAGGCCUCUCUCUCUAUUGCACUGAUGGUUCACACAAAAUAGGCAAUAGAUAGAAACUUGCAUAAGCUUUGUGUCAUCUAGUGUCAGUCAGAAGAGAAACCCUGUACUUGCUAAGCUGCUGGUGAAAUUUCAAACCAUUAAACUGAUUUUCUUCUGAAUGUGACUUUCAAGUCUCUGGGUCAGGUUUUUCAGUGGUAUGAGGCAUGUAAAGAAGCAGAUAAAUACCAUGCUGGAUUUUUCUUGUUGUUUUAACCGAAGGGGUGUUAGGCACCUAGUUUCAGCAGGGUUAACUCGGGCAGACUCUGGUCAUAAGACAUGUGAAAGGAGCUGGCUCAGAGUUCAGGCAAGGAGAAUAUUUAUCCCUGGAAGCAAUUUCUUACUUGGUUAAAGUCAGACUUUGGGCAAACAUGGGGUGUAGAAAAUGAAAUCAAAACCUGAAUAGCUUUUGGAAUUACUGCAUUAGUAGCAUUUUAAAUUUUUUU